This is a messenger RNA of Thalassophryne amazonica, 977 nucleotides long. It is a transcript of the gene c8h11orf58, whose product is annotated as chromosome 8 C11orf58 homolog. Lineage: Eukaryota; Metazoa; Chordata; Actinopteri; Batrachoidiformes; Batrachoididae. The transcript is spliced from 5 exons. The coding region runs from base 86 to 604 and encodes 172 amino acids. The record is from RefSeq and is a predicted model, not a curated record.
UCAGAAGAAGAAGAAAAACCUCGUUAGCUGUGUGGUUAAAGUCGCAUGAUGUUUAUUAACUAAAGUUGAUUAACUCUCGACGAUAAUGAGUUCUUCAAAGGACAGACGUGGAAAAAAAAGAGCUGCAUCGCCAAGUGAAGAUGGAUCAACGCAGUGGGCAUCAGCUGAUCUGGGAAGUGAUGAGAGAAAGCAGAAGUUUUUGCGCUUAAUGGGUGCUGGCAAGAAAGAGCACACCGGGCGCCUCGUCAUCGGCGACCACAAGUCAACGUCACACCUCCGCAGUGGAGUGGAGGACAAGAAGAUCAACAAAGAGCUGGAGCUGCAGUACCACCAUGGCCUUGACGCCAAGCUGUCGGGUCGGAAUCGUCGACACUGUGGUCUUGGCUUCAGUGAGCCUGAAUCCCAGCCAGUGGAGGAGGAGGAGGAGGAUCGCAGCAAAUCCCCAGAAGCGGAGAAAUCCGGCAGCGAUUCAGACUCCACAGAACGCCCCGACAAAGGUGGCGUUGCCAAAGCAAAGGAAGAGGCGACCGAACACACAGAGGUUGGCUCGGACACCACGGAACGUAAACGUGCCUAUAAAAUGACGUUUGUAAAGUCGUCGUAGGGUCGAGUGUCAGCGGUGAGGAGGUCAAGUUUAAUGUUCAGUUAAAGGUCCAGUUUUCAUGUAAGUCUUCAAACUUCAGCCGCUCUCCAGCAUGGCGCAGGGUCCUUCUGGUGUCUUUAAUAUGGAAGCCACACCCACCAGCAGGAAGAUUUUAACAAACUUUUCAGAGUAACGCAAGUCAUCAGUUGUGUAAAAGCAGACUUAAAAUUUGCUGGCAAUGCUUUCCGGGAAAUGAAAAAUAAAAUGGAAACUCUGCAUCGUCUGUUGAUUUAAACAGGAAGCUGUACUAGCCACGCCUCCUUCCUACAGCACAGGUCAUGUGGUCAGGGGGAUGCGCAUGUCUGAGGGUGUUCAACAUGAAAGCCCAAUUUUU